Cuscuta epithymum is the source of this 3424-nucleotide messenger RNA. Lineage: Eukaryota; Viridiplantae; Streptophyta; Magnoliopsida; Solanales; Convolvulaceae. The record is from the annotation of a GenBank genome assembly.
UUAAUAGAAAGCAAGUCAACAAGGGGUUAAAUGCGAACGAAAAUAAAGGUUAGCGUUGAAAAGGAGGCGGAAAGAGAAGAAGAAAGAUAAGGAGGCCGGCCGGCCUAUUUUCCCGUCAAUUACCGAAUUUCCCUUUUGGCUCUCUUUGAAAUUCAUUCCCUUUGUAGCCUUCCUUUCACUGUCGAAUACCAUCACCGAUGGGGUAAGGAAGCGGGGAUUAAAAGCCUAUUCGAUCUACCUGUGCUUAGCUGAAGUGAAGAAUUGGUCAUUCUACUGAGCUGGUAUGGUUUGAUCCACGAGAGAUUUCAACCGAUUUAUUUUAACUUUACAAUUGUUGUUUACUUGAUCAGAUAAAGAUUUGGUUCUUCACAAAUUGGUGCAGUUAUUCAUCCGUAGAUCAUUUUGUCAGAAGAAAUGGGCGUUGAAUUGCCAGCAAUUGGAGCUCAAAUGAUCAAAGCUGUGAUCUUCUGUAUUAGAGUAUGUUGCAGAACUGUUAUCGAUCAUCCCUUCCUUGUCGCUUUACUGGGUUUAUUGGCAUUCCUGUACAGAUCAUUUCCUUUUCUGUUUUCUGCAUUGCUAUCCAUAUCUCCUGUUAUUGUUUGCACUGCUCUUCUGCUGGGUACUUUAUUAAGUUUUGGCCAUCCAAACACGCCUGAGAUAGAAAGCGAAGAAGAGAAAACAGUUCAUGACAUUGUAGCGCCUCUGAAAUCUAGGGUCUCUUGUGAUUCCAUUGUUCUAGAGCAAGAGUCUCAGGAAAUUCAAUUGGAGAGACAUGGUGACAGGAAAGUUACAGGGUACUCUCCAAUUCCAAAUAUGGAUAAUAGUAAUAAACAAGCGAGACUGGAGAUUGACAAUGAUAAAUCUGUGGAUUAUUUUGACUCCAAAGCUGUAAACGUCAAUACUUGUCCCGGGUCACCUUGGAAACAAGAGGAUGACGAAGAAGAAGACGAUAGUGAUGAUGACGAGAUUGAAAGUCUAGAAAGUUAUUCUCCAGAUAAGUCAGUGGCCAAUAUCAUCCCGAUGCUUGAUGAACUCCACCCUCUUUUGGAUGAAGACUGUCCUCAACCUGUUGAUCUAUCUCGUGUUGAUUCUGAUGAAUUUACUGAUGGAAUUAUAAACCAAGAAGAGGAGGAAUCUGAAGAUGAUGAUAGUGAAAAUGACGAAGAUGAAGAAGAAAGUAAUAAAUCUGCAAUUAGUUGGACUGAGGAGGAUGAGAAGAAUGUAUUGGAGUUGGGAAGCUCAGAUCUUGAAAGGAACCUAAGGCUGGAGGGGCUUAUUGCUAAAAGAAUAGCACAAAAGUUUAUGGGGACAACACUGACCAAAAGGAAUUUCAUAAACUCAGAAGGUGUUGAUGAUCUGCCCUUUAACGUUGCUCCCAUUUCAACUGCCCGAAAAAACCCUUUUGAUAUCCCUGAUGGUGAAAAUGGCCUCAGGUUACCACCAAUUCCUGGCUCUGCUCCAUCUGUUUUACAUCCUAGGAGAAAUCCAUUUGAUCUUCCUUACGACUCAAGUGAAGAGAAACCCGUUGUUAUGGAAGGAUUUUUCCAAAAGGAGUUUGAGGCAUUUCAACCUAAAGAGACAUUCUUCACGAGGCACCAAAGUUUUAAGCCAUCAAUAUUUGGGCAAAACAAAAAUGAUGCGAGGUUAAGACCUUUCUUUGUUCCAGAAAAGAUAGAGUCAGAAGGAGAAAGUUACGCCCCAUUUCAAAGACAGUCGAGUGGUCUUAGUGAUGACAAAGUAAGAUUUGUUCCAGAAACCGAAUCAACAGGUUUAGCUCAAAGCAUAAUAACUGAUGAACUUAUUUCUCAGGAUCAAAAUCUGAUGUCUCACGUAGAGCAUUUAUAUGGUCAAGUUGAACAUGCAAGCAACUUUUCUGAAGUGGAACAAUUGGAGUUGGUCAGAAAUGGUAAAAAAGACAUUUUUGGUGUGGAGAUUGAAGGUAAGCAGGACUCCCAUUUGAUCCAUGAAGGAAAUGUCGCUGAUAUGUUGGAUUUCAGCGAAACAGAAACUAAUUCAAGCUCCGCAUUUUUUGAGCAGAACUAUAACUGGAAAUUGCUAUCAGAUUUGGAAGACAAAAGUGGUCAAGCAGAAGAAAAAGCAAUUUUCAAGGAUCCUUCAGCGGAAAGGUCUGAUGUCAACCCACAUAAGGAACCUAUGUAUAAUUCAAGCCUCACUUCGCUUCAGAAUCACAUUUCAUUUGCAGAGAGGGAAUCUUUUGAAAGUAGUCUGGUUAUCAAUCAGUAUACUACUAUGGUUAGCAAAGAGAUGAUAGCCACCUCAUCUAACUCCCAACCAAUAGAUCAAAGUGACUUUUCUGUGUUUGACUCGAAUGCCCAUAUUAAGGCUUCACAUGGUAUGAUGGAGUCCGUUUCUUCCAAUUCAUCUAAAGUUCUAAGUAAUGAUCCAUCUGAAAAUAAUGGUGCCUUUGACUUGUCGAUUCUUUCUCAAGAAGAUCAGAAACUUGUUUUUGUUGGACAUGGAAAUGGUUUGGAAGAAAAAACAACAUCUGGAAAUGUUGAAGAAUUGGCAUCAUCAUAUCCAUCCACAAAUCACCCUUCCAAGGAUCACAAAGAAGCGCAGGAACCACCCCUUAUAUUGCUCAAAUCAGUUUAUGAAGCAGAUAUUGCUCAAUCAGAUGUUAAGACAACUGCUUGUGAUGAAGUAGAAAUUGCUAAGCAUGUCAGGCUCUCUGAAACCCGUGAAGUUUUAGUAGAAACAGUGGCAGAGGUUGAUGGUAUGAAGGAUCAUGAUAAAACUUUAUUAACUGAACUGGAUGGGCAACUCCAUGAAGAUAAUUCUGUGAGGCAAUCUAUUCAUGAUUCCUACGAUGUUAAUGUGAACAAAGCAGAAUCCUCAGCCUCCUCUUUCUUGAAGGAAUCUUCGGAAUUCAAUCUGGACAGUAGUGCCAUGCAGUUAAAUUCAGAAGAUCAAUUGCCUGAAGUUGCAUCAGAUGAUGAUGAAGCUCUCAAACAUGAGACUGGCUCUAGUAUAAGAAGCAUCCGUAAAAUCAGAUGUGAGUACAAGGUCCGUCAAGCAGGUGUCAAUGGUAAAAAAGAAGAAUCCGUCAAAUCUGAUGCAAGUACAAGCUCCAGCUCCAGCUCUGACGACUCCAGUUCAAGUGACUCUGAUAGAGAUUAGAGAAUCAGAUCAGAGGGAAAUUUUAUUGCACAAUCUGAAAUUAUGGGUUCUGUGUUUCAUUUUCUUUCGGUUGCUUUUGAUAGACAUUUUAGAGGACAUUUUAUUCAAAAAUGACUUCUGGAUUCACUUUCUUGAAAGCACCAUUUAAUGUGAUUUCAGUUUCCACAGAUCUUUGGAGUAGAGUCUAGCCAUUAUUUGGUGACUAGAAAUGAAUUUACCUAAAAUUACGUUGUAUAAAUAUCAUAAAUGUUAUAAAUGUUAUAAUGUCAUUUCUAGCAAGAAAAGG